UCUCCUCCCCCCUUCGCCCUUUUCCCGUGACGUUCGCUGUACACGUCGAACUCUAAACCAUGGCUGGAGGACCUAUCGCCAAAGAAGAUGGAAACAUCGACUACCGGACGCUCGUCGACCCCAACAAGAAAUGGUACAAUAACAGACGAUUAAUGACCCUUAAUGCUUGGAUGGUGUUGCUUCUCAUCACCUCCUCAACUGUCGGUUACGACGGAAGUCUUCUCAACGGUCUCCAGUCCAUCGACAACUGGCAUGAGUACUUCGGUGAUCCCGAUGAUAACAUGCUUGGUUUGUUCUCGGCCAUCCAGAACAUUGGCUCGUUCUGCGCAUACUUUUUCGCCCCCUACAUCUCUGACGGACUCGGACGCCGUGCAUCAAUCUUCGUCGGAUGCGUUAUCAUGAUUGCUGCCACUGCUAUCCAAACCGCCGCUCAGAAUGUCGCCAUGUUCUUGGCCGCCCGUUUCUUCAUCGGUUUCGGUGUCGCUUUCGCUGCCUGCGCUGCCCCUCUGCUCAUUUCGGAGAUCGCCUAUCCUACGCACCGUGCUCCUCUCACCUCCGCCUACAACGCCCUCUGGUACUCUGGAUCCAUCGUUGCCGCAUGGACCACUUACGGAACUGAGUUCAUGAGGAACAGCACCUGGGCAUGGCGUAUCCCCUCCGUCCUCCAAGCUCUCCCAUCUAUUAUCCAGAUUGGAUUGAUCUUCUUCUGCCCCGAGUCUCCUCGAUGGCUCAUCAACAAGGGUCGCAAUGAGCAAGCUCUUAAGAUUUUGGCCUACUACCACGCUGACGGCAACGAGGAGGACCCUCUCGUCAAGUACGAGUAUGAGGAAAUCAAGGCUGCCAUCGAACUCGACCGUCAAGUUGCCCAAAGCGUCGGCUGGAAGACUCUCAUCGCCACCCCCGGAAACCGUCGCCGAAUGAGGAUUAUCAUUGCCCUCGCCUUCUUCUCUCAAUGGUCAGGAAACGGUCUCGUCUCCUACUAUCUCAACAAGGUCUUCGACACUGUCGGUAUCACCAACUCCUCGACUCAGCUCCUCAUCAACGGUAUCCUCCAAGUGUGGAACUUGGCCUGGGCUCUCGGCGCUGCAUUCGUUGUCGAGCGCGCCGGUCGACGACUCCUCUUCCUCACUUCUCUCGGAACCAUGACCUUGUUCUUCACCAUCAUGACCAUCUGCGCCGCCGUUUACGCUCGUGAUGCUGAGCGAUUCGAAAAGGCCGGACACGCCUUCAUCGCCUUCAUCUUCUUGUACUACGCCGCUUAUGACAUCGCCCUCUCCCCACUCAUCGUCUCCUACACGGUCGAGAUUCUCCCCUUCCAAAUUCGUGCCAAGGGUCUCUCUGCUUUCAACAUCGCCAUCUCCCUCUCGCUCGUCUUCAACCAAUACGUCAACCCCGUCGCUCUCGGCAAACUCCAGUGGAAGUACUACAUCGUCUACGUCUGCUGGCUCGCUUUUGAAUUCGUCUUCUGCUGGUUCUUCGUCGUCGAGACCAAGAACCGUACCCUCGAAGAGACCGCUGCCUUGUUCGAUGGUAACGAGAAGACCGAUGAGUUGGCUGCCAACACCGCUGCUGCUGUCGACGACAAGGAUGCUUCUCAGGAUGAGAAGCUCUCCAUUCGUGGCGAGCAGAAAGCUUGA
This is a messenger RNA of Coprinopsis cinerea okayama7#130, 1637 nucleotides long. Its product is annotated as hexose transporter. The record is from RefSeq and is a predicted model, not a curated record. Gene Ontology annotation, cellular component: membrane. The coding region runs from base 60 to 1637 and encodes 525 amino acids. NCBI's taxonomy places the organism in Eukaryota, Fungi, Basidiomycota, Agaricomycetes, Agaricales, Psathyrellaceae. The transcript is spliced from 8 exons. Gene Ontology annotation, biological process: carbohydrate transport; transmembrane transport. Gene Ontology annotation, molecular function: carbohydrate:proton symporter activity.